GAGAGUGGCAUGUUGGGCUGAACGACUGACGCAACAGAGUGAAAUCAAUUAAAAUAACUUUUGUUUUUAUCCCAGGGGAAGGAAAACAACAUGAAUAAAGCAGAGUGGCUGUGAUGUUUGUUUCCUUAUACCCAAUUUCAGUGACAAAGUACUUGCAGAACAAAUGUUUCCAUAACACACCAUGAUCUGGAGAAGUGUUGGUUAUGAACAUGAAACCCACCUGUCAGCUUCCUCUGUCUCUGAUAUGUAACCAGUGUGUGUUCUAGUUGGUUCUGCUGGGAAACACGGAAACGCACAGUUUGAUCUUAUUGGUCAGCUGCAGCCUUGUGCCGUCUAUAAAACGCACGGCAAGCGCUCCGGAGCUGAGACCGUCUGAGGGCGCAGAGCAGCGCCGCAGAGCGCACAGGCUUACCCGGGGAGAAACACCUGUUAUUGACGGAGCAAGUGGACAAAGACGAGUGGGUCCCCUGUCUGUGUUGCUACACACCUGACUGAGUUGACUCCUUGCAGCCCACACAUCCCACUGUCCUGUGGGACCAUGUGGGUUCUGGAUAAGAUCCGCGGAUCUGUGGAGACUGGUGUGUUGCGGCAGGGGGAAAACGGAGACAAGAAAGGCGUCGCCUACAGCAACGUCCUCACCCCAGACAAGAUCCCAGACUUCUUCAUUCCUCCAAAGCUGGUCAGCGGCCCCCCAGAACCUGAGGUUACUAUUGUGAAACCCAAAGAAGGACUGCAACCCUCAACUUCAGAGCAAACUAUUGGCAGUGGGAAGAAGAUCAGCAGCCCGAGAAGUCCACGCCUGGUCGCCAAGAUCGCAGGAGACACCAAGAACUUGCUGAGAGCUGCAAACCGUCAUAUCAUACAGAUAGAGAGUGCUGAUGAUGUUGGAGACACCAAUGCAGACCCCCAGUCGCAGACAGCGAUGUCCCUGCCUUAUGUGCCCAAGACUCAAACGCCUUAUGGCUUUGCAACCCUGAAGGAAAGCCCACACACUCGGCGUAAAGAGUCCCUGUUCCACUGCGAGCUCACCAGUCCCAUCACCUCCCCAAACACCCAGAGAAGGACCCAGGGGAGAAGCAGUGAAGCAGGGAACCACUUGAACCCAGCUGACUUCAACACUUCUCACAUGAAUCCGUAUCGGUACUUCAGCGGAGGAGAAAGUGAUACCUGCUCCUCGGCUGAGUCCUCUCCCUUCAGCUCUCCGCUGCUCUCCCGCUCUGCCUCCCUGCUCAAGAUCUUCACCCAUGAGACGCAAGCCAAAGUCGUUAAAGCCAAGCGGACGUUUGCUCGCCACAGCUCCCUCUCCACUGACGAGUGCAGCUCAGCUGAGCCCAGCCCCAACAUCCAGCGACGGCUCCAUGUCCCCUCCUGCCACGGAGCCGGAGGAUCAGACCACGGGCUCCAUCGGGAGCAAACCCUGAACCUGCACAAAGGCGGAUCAGUGAGGAUCAGCGCCAACUAUGACUCCAGCACAUCCCGCCUGCUCAUUCGCGUCCUGGCGGCGGAGAGUCUUUACGACAAGCACGUUGACAUCAAGAGCAUCAACUGCUGCGUGUCCAUCUACCUGAACCCGGGCAAGCUGCAGAAGCAGAGGAGCAACAUCAUCAAGAACAGCCGCAACCCGGUCUUCAACGAGGACUUCUUCUUUGACUCGAUAAGCUCGGUUCAGGUGAAGAACAUGUCUGUGAAGUUCAAGGUGGUGAACAAAGGCACCAGCCUCAAGAGGGACAACCUGCUGGGGGAGCGAGAGGUGCCGCUGACGAAACUGCUCUCAGGGGUUUAAAGCCACGGGACCUGGCGGUCAAACGAGGCAAAAAACAAGAACACUGAUUAAAACUUAAAUUAGAUGUUUGCACUGGUUUCUAUUCAAAUUGCUGUUUUUGUUCCACUAAAUGAAAACAGUGAACGUUACGAUGAAGGGCGAGGAGCAGGGAGGGUUUCCAGUAAUUGAAAUAUAUUCCUGGAAGGAAAGAAAGGCUUUUUUUUCUGUGAUCUGAAAAUACUGCAAAGCUCUGAAAAUGAACCUCUUGAUGUAUGUGGACGGAUGAAGGAUUUACUGUAGUCAAGGCUCGCCUGGAUCCUUCAUCCCCAAUAAUGAAUGCUCAUUAAACCAAGCCGGUCUCGACAGCAACAGAUGAAUUUGACAGAUGAAAGGUGUUUUUUUUUUCCUGGACGUAUCUCCCCCGCCAACUUCCUCAGCCAGGUCUAGUUCAAAGGUUGGACGACACCUGUGCAUCAGCCCGUCUCGCUGUCCUUGCCUGCACUGUGUUGGUCAUGUGUGGCAUGGUUUUAUUAUUGUAAUGUGACAUAAAUCCACGGCAGCAGAGGAAGCGAGUGUACAUCAGCCGCGCCAUGUGUGCAGCACAAAGAUGCCUUUGUGAAUCGGAGCUUUGAAGUGGCACUACAUCCUGAUGUGCAAAUGACCCUUUGAUCCCAGUUGCCAUGGCCCACCUCCUACUGGGGAAGACGAGGGACAAACAGAGCAGCUACAAUAGUCGCAUUAAGAUGCACAUGAUAGAAAUAGAAAUUAUAACACUAUGAUUGGCAUAAUCUGAUCUGAUUCUGUAUUAAUAGAAAGCAGAACUCCAGUUACAUUUAUGUGUUGCCAAAACCUCUAAGUUUUGUCUGUAAAUUAGUAAAAUUAAAGUAACAUUAAGAUUAAAGGUGCCCUGUGGAGUUUUAUUUUAAACAAUCGAACAUUGUCUUCACAUUCAAGCCCCGUGAACGUGUACAGAUGUUUUAAAAACAGAUAUUUUCCUCUCUGUUGUAAAAAAAACAACGUUCGUCCACAUUAUCUUUGAACUUAGAUAUUAGAAAACAAGUUUUAGUAACCUAAAACUCUGUUGACGUGCGGAUAAGAACCCAAAACGUAGAGGAAAAUAUCAGUUUUCAAAGACAUCUGUAUACAUGUGUUUUACUAAAAUGCUUUGUGUGAAUCCCCCAGGACUAACAAAUGUGUGAAAUGCACUUCCUUCCCCAUAAAACCCAUUUUAAAUAUUUAAAACCUUGCAUUGUUUACAUCCAAGCUUGUUUGAUAUCAUUCCUUUAUGUCGACUGCAUUUGACGGUGCAUUACGACAUUUGUUUGUCGAUUAGCAAAUCCGUGUGAAACCAGCGGCAGGAUGUGAAGUGCAGAGUAGCUCUCUCACAAUGCUCCACAGCACUACUCCUGGUCAAAAACUCCACAGGGCACUUUAAAGUUUAUGUUUCUUUUCAGAAAUUGUAAAAAUCUGCCUGUGUAGUAAGAAUGUUUGAACCUGUUUGUCAUGCAAGUCAAUUUUUUUAAUUAAUCGUUAUAAUUCAUGUAAAGUAAAAGUAAAAGAUUGCUUCUGUGCAACAUUCAGACAGGUUGAAAUAUUCCUCCUGCACUCACAUAUUUUUUAAUGUAUUAUUUAAAAAGAAAAGGUUUUAAAACUCAGCUACAGACAGAAAUCCAUGCAGUGCUGGAUACCUGGUUUUUAAUGUCUUUAGUAGCAAACACUUCUAUCUUUAAUUGCAUGAAACCCACCUCACUGAGUCGAUGAAUGUGCUAAAAGAAGGAUAUGUG
Molecule: messenger RNA, 3546 nt
Organism: Epinephelus lanceolatus (giant grouper)
Lineage: Eukaryota; Metazoa; Chordata; Actinopteri; Perciformes; Serranidae
Product: C2 calcium-dependent domain-containing protein 4C
Source: RefSeq, a predicted model, not a curated record